Zea mays is the source of this 773-nucleotide messenger RNA. RefSeq lists its product as uncharacterized. NCBI's taxonomy places the organism in Eukaryota, Viridiplantae, Streptophyta, Magnoliopsida, Poales, Poaceae. The record is from RefSeq and is a predicted model, not a curated record. The coding region runs from base 110 to 529 and encodes 139 amino acids. The transcript has 4 exons.
UCCGCCUGCUCACGCCCCACCGCGCGCCAUCUUCUCCCCCCGCUCCGCUCUCCGUCGAUGGAAGGGUCGCUACUGCCGUUGCCCUCUCCCUCGUAGUCCAUGUCCGUCGAUGGAAGGGUCGCUACAGCCCCUGCCCUCACCUCCGCAAUCCAUGGACGCCCCCGCCCUGAGACAUGCCCACCUAGAGAGCCGCUCGCUCACCUUGCUACCCGGCCCACACCCGUCUCGUUUUCCUCCUCAUCCCGGCGCUCCUACUACUCCCCUCCAUGGCGCGCAGGCAAAAGCUCUGUGGGGUCCCUUUGCUGCGUGGGGGACGAAUCAGCGAGGGCGCUUAGCGUCGGCGAGGAGCUCAUGGCCAAGAGACCAUGCCGUUGGGUGUACAGGAUCGACAGACUGCCCUAUCUGUGUGCAUAAUCAGGUUAUGAAGCACGAAUUGUACAUCAGCUUUCAGGUGCCAAGUUCAGUUACCUUGAAUAUUUUAAGUAAUGGAUUCCGGCUCUCAUCAAGUGACUCCUCCCCCUCACGUUGACUUUGCGGACAGAUGUCUCAAUUCUAGUGGUGGAGCUACGAACAACAAUCCGAUGUCCUGAUCGAGAGCGAUGGAGCUAAUGUUUGAACUUGUGUGUUUGAACUUGUGAACUAUGGAUGUGAACCUGUGUGAAUUUGUGAACUUAUAUAUUUGGACUUAUGUGAAUUUGCGAACUUAUAUAUUUGGACUUAUGUGAAUUUGUGAUAUGAACAUAUAUCAAUGUGUUUGAAAUCUAUAUUGUAUG